Molecule: messenger RNA, 890 nt
Organism: Salpingoeca rosetta
Lineage: Eukaryota; Choanoflagellata; Craspedida; Salpingoecidae
Product: aldo-keto reductase
Exons: 7
Coding region: 16-720 (234 amino acids)
Molecular function (GO): oxidoreductase activity
Source: RefSeq, a predicted model, not a curated record
GCCCACUGAACAAGCAUGUCAACAAGGAUGACAGCAGCACCACCGCCGCUCGCAUUUGGGACGUUCAAGUUGCGUGGGGAUGAGCUUCGCCAAGCCCUCCACACUGCACUUGCUGUCGGGUACAGGCACAUUGACACGGCGACGUGCUACAGAAACGAGGAGGUGGUGGGAGAGGUGUUGCAAGACGAGAUUGGGAGUGGCCGAUUGACAAGGGAGGACGUGUUUAUCACCUCAAAACUUGCACCCAAAGAGCAGGGCUACGAGCAAGCGAGGGCCGCUGUUCUUGGCUCCUUGGAGCGGUUGCAGCUCGAGUACAUUGACUUGUACUUGAUUCACUGGCCCGGCGUCGCGGGGUUGAGACGAGAAGAUCCGGGCAACCAGGAGCCCCGGCGGCACAGCUGGCGGGCGUUGGAGGAGCUACAGGGAGAGGGCAAGGUGCGGCACAUCGGGGUAUCGAAUUACACGGUGCGGCAUCUGCAGGAGCUGCUGCAGCGCUGCCACGUGCCACCGUUCCUGAACCAGGUGGAGUGUCAUCCCUUGUGCCAACAGCGAGAGCUUCGUGACUAUUGCCAUCAACACAACAUCCUGCUGGAGUGCGACCCUGCGCGCAUCAAAGCUAACUUCCAGGUACCGCCCACCCUUACGGAAGACGAGUUGGAGCAGCUGGACGCGCUGGACCAGAACCACCACCUCUGCUGGGACCCCACCCUCGUCCCGUAACCACGCGCUUUCACUCUCGAUUCCUCGACAUACACACAUGUCGUGUGUGCGUGUGCGUGACUUUGAUGCAAGGGUGUAUGCAGUGUAGUCGAUUUACUCAGCAAUGUAAUUGGCAUCAUGAACGAAUAAGAUGCACAAGCAAGUUGACCAGAGUACAAACAGUCAGUGUC